UCUGCGCUGUCAGUGUAGCCCGGAUCACCGCGCAACUUCACUCUCUCUCUACACGACGAGACCAGCAAAGCCUGGCUGGUAUCAGACAAACACCGAAACACAGCCGAGUCUUGUCUUACAGGCAGUGCGUUUAUCUGGGUUUGCAUGAGUCGCGGUAUCAUUUUGUAAUCUCGAGUCCAGCGCGCGGAGCAGGAAUGUCCCGGAGGAAACAGAGCAACCCGAAGCAGUUCAAACGAGUGUGUGAAAAUGGACUUAAGACGGAGAUCUUGAAAGAAGAAGACGGGUCUGUGGAGGACGACUCGCUUUACUACUCUGACCCAGAGAACCUCAUCUCUAAAGAAGGAGAUCACUUGAGAAAUGGUGAAAUGGCUGGAAGUUUAAAGGUGGAACAACAAGACAUUGAUGGACAAGAAGAGCGAGUCCAACCAAGCCCACUGACAGCAGAGGAAUGGGACGGCCCAAGGGAGCUGAAAAUGGUUUGUGAAGGAGGAGAGAGAAGGAUUUGUUCUUGUCAGGCACUUCUGCUGGGCACCACAUGGGGACCUUUCCCUGGGAAGAUUGAGGCGGCCACAGGAGGAAGUGACAAGGUUUCGCUGGCUCUGAAUGGAGGUCCUCGCUGGCUGACGGACAUGAUGUGGGUCAGCGCGGAGGAUGGAAAGAGCAACUGCGCUGUGUACAUUAAAGGAGGAUGUGUGUGGUGUACCACAAGUAAGAACAUCAUGGAAGGAGACGAACUUUCAGCCUGUGUGGUGGAUUUGCACUGGCAUCUUCAAACACCAGCCCAAACUCAACACAAUCAAGGGAUGUAUCCGGCCCAACAGCUGGAUGGCAUUCAACUCCUUCCUCAGCAAGCAGCCAUGGCGUCCAUUCUGCCCGGCGCUAUUAUCAACAUUCUCAAGUCAGAUGAGAUAUCCACUGGAAGCAACUUAAAAUGCACAAUUUGUGACUACACUGCUGAAACUCUUAUGGUACUCCAGCACCACAUCCUCUCGCAUCUGUCCCAAACUGGCCUGAGAUGUAGUCACUGCCACUUCACAUUCCAAACCCCUAGAGAACUGGUCAAACACCAGGAGCUACAUGGACAUAUGGUCAACAAACUCAUAGAAGAAGACAAAGCUGAUAACUCUCCUAACAGCAUUGCAGGCAGUCCUCAACGAGUUAGACCAAAUGCAAACAUGAAAGACCUUCAAGAAUGCACAAUACAACAUGAUAUAAGUCAAAUGGAAAGUAGCCAGACAUCCACUAAGGGUGAAGGAAAUUCAGGAAACAAGGCUAGUGUUUCAUACUCCAGAGUAAAGUCAGAACCUUCUAGUCCUCGUUUAGCCUCCUCACCCAUUCAACACAACCUGCUUCCUGCCUUUCCCUUACCCCCCUUCAUACCACAUGUCCCAUUCUCACAGGAUAUUACAGUGGGCCCACAGGCAUCUGAGAUCCUAGCCAAAAUGUCAGAGUUGGUCCAUCGCAGGUUACGUCAUGGGGGAAACUCUUACCCUCCAGUCAUGUACAGCACGCUUGUGCCAAAGGGAGCAACGUGCUUCGAAUGCAAUAUCCCCUUCAAUAACCUUGAUAAUUAUUUGGUGCACAAGAAGUAUUAUUGCAACAGUCGCUGGGAAAGCACACAAAGGCCACACGACUUCCCUGGACUUCUGGAUAAACCAGCAGGCAGUGUAAGCCCUAAAAUCGGUGCUAGUUUAGCUGUCAUGCUAAAUUCCGGCCAUCCCUCUGAAGUGAAAGGGCAUGAGCCUAACCCUACCAAUCCUAUAGCAGGUGGAAAAGUGACAGAUGAACUGUCGGUUCAAGUUAAAAAAGCAUCAACCCCAUCUGGUGCACAGGAGAGGCCGAACGGUACACAACUGGAUUUACAAAACCAGAAAAUGCCACCCACUGAAACUGACCCCAACCACACAACAUGCGAGGCAUGCAAGAUCACCUUUAGUCGACAUGAGACCUAUAUGGUGCACAAGCAGUAUUACUGUGCCACUCGCCAUGAUCCUCAAGUGAAACGCGCAAACAACAAAGGAGCAGCCAAUCAGAAGACAGUACGUCCUCGUAAAAGAAGAAAGGCAUAUGAGCUGGCCACUCCUGAACAAGAACUAAUGCUACCUAUGGGUAUGCCAUCAUUUCUACGUAUGCCCACUAUAGGAGGUCCAUACAUGUCAAAAGACAAACUGGAUAGCUUCAGGGACCAUCGGAGGUACAACAUGAUCCAGGGGUUAGUGCCCAAAUAUCCAGAGGCUUCAUUGACAGUCACAAAAUCAGCUCUUGUGUCAAAAUGUAAUACAAUCUCCAAGGAAGAAGGUGAUGCACCUAUAGAUCUCAGUAAAAAAUGCAUUGCACAGUUUGGCAACACUCCAGUUUCUUCUAAAGGACUUAUGGAUUAUCAUGAGUGUGUUGUGUGCAAGCUUAGCUUCAACAAAGUUGAGGACUAUCUCAAGCACAAACAGAACUUCUGCCCAGGUACUAUUUUGCAAAACACUUCCGCUGAAAACAAAAUCAUCAAAAAGGAAGGUCCUAGAAAUACUAACAGCCUUUUAGAGAAACCCUUAUUUGAGCUCCCAGCUACGCAUGGAAAGAUUGAACAUCUGAACGCAGUGCCAAAUUUUGACAUCCAAGCUUCCAGUGAGGAACAACCAAUCCCACUAAAAGAUGACACUAGGAGCAUGUUUCAGCCCUCUGGGGUUUAUCCAAGACCUGCUAAGAAAAUGAGACCUGAUGAGCAAAUUUGGCCUUACUAUGAAAUCAAACCCACCGAUUACGCUACAGGGAUGCUGGUCUCACAAAGUGAACGAAGGCAGAGUCCAAAUGAGGGCAGUGAGGGGGAAAAAGACCAGCCGAUGCCUGAUGGUAGCCAUCUUAGCAUAGAUGACCCUGGGAACCAGAACAAGUCUUCAUCCUUAAAGGACAGCCUCGACCUCGAGGACAAGAUGGAAGAUGCUGGGAAUAAACAACAUGGUUCCCCUACACCGGAGAGCCGUAAGGAAAGCACAAUGUCUGUGCCAUCCUUAAAGACUGAGGAAGUCUCAACAAGCUUCAAGAGAUUGUUGAAUGGGUCCAUUGCAACCACAAGUAAUGUAAAGUACUGCCGUCCUUGUGACAUCCAGUUCAACAACCUCUCAAACUUUAUAACACAUAAGAAGUUUUACUGCUCGUCUCACACAGCAGAGCAUGUGAAAUAGUGGACCUGCACCCUGUCUUAAACCUAGUCCCCCCCAGUAGAGA
Carassius carassius (crucian carp) is the source of this 3219-nucleotide messenger RNA. Its product is annotated as zinc finger protein ZFPM2-like. Gene Ontology annotation, biological process: negative regulation of transcription by RNA polymerase II; heart development; cell differentiation. Bases 195 to 3176 code for a protein of 993 amino acids. Lineage: Eukaryota; Metazoa; Chordata; Actinopteri; Cypriniformes; Cyprinidae. The transcript has 7 exons. Gene Ontology annotation, cellular component: nucleus. Gene Ontology annotation, molecular function: RNA polymerase II-specific DNA-binding transcription factor binding. The record is from RefSeq and is a predicted model, not a curated record.